Molecule: messenger RNA, 1680 nt
Organism: Polypterus senegalus (gray bichir)
Lineage: Eukaryota; Metazoa; Chordata; Cladistia; Polypteriformes; Polypteridae
Product: C-C motif chemokine 18-like
Exons: 3
Coding region: 131-424 (97 amino acids)
Biological process (GO): cellular response to interleukin-1; positive regulation of ERK1 and ERK2 cascade; positive regulation of GTPase activity
Cellular component (GO): extracellular region
Molecular function (GO): CCR chemokine receptor binding; chemokine activity
Source: RefSeq, a predicted model, not a curated record
CCUCCUGUGGUGUUAGCAAAGAACCAGAAAAAACCCCUUGGUCAGACCCUUUAAAAGGUGGCCAGAGUCCAAAGCAGCUUAGUGAAAACUGGGUAAUAAUCAACAGCAACCAGUCUACAAAUCAACAGAAAUGAGGGUGCAAUCUUGCUUCUUGGUCGCCGUGGUUCUUAUUCUUGGAACAGUAUGCUCAGAAGUGUUAGCUCAACUGAAUAAUGCACAAAAGCCAGAAGUCUGCUGCUUCAAGUUUCAGACAACUCCAAUACCGAGGAAACUUUUGGUUGGUUAUAAAGCAACUCAAGAUGACUGUCCAAACCUGGGUGUGAUACUCAUUGCUGCAAAUAAAAGAAAAGUGUGUGCCAAUCCAGACGUCGCUUGGGUCAAGAAGCACAUGAAUUACUUUGAUCAGAAAGCAGUGACUAAAUAAAGAAAAGACACCUAAAUGAAAAGAUUCAUAAGUCUAAUGCAGCUCCGCAAUGCUCCCUUUACUCAGCUUUCUAUUUAAAUUGUUCAAAAUAAUGGAAUAUAAGAAUCAAACAAGCAUGGCAUCGUAAUAUUAGACAUCUACUGGUCGAUCUGGGUAACCAAGCACAGGAGAAAUGUGGGUUUUGUUUGUCUUGCUUAAAAGUAUGCUUCCAUUAACAUACUAAUAAUGUUUAUAAAAGAUUGUUUUGAUAAUAAAAUCAAUAUCUCUUAAGACAGUCUUUGCUGUAUGAGAGAGAAUAUUUCUGGAAUUUUCUUUGAGUAUAAGUUUGGAAACAAAUUUCCGUUUGCAGAGUUCAAUGUUUUGCGAGAGUCUAAGAUUAUCAACACACUGUUACUAUAGUCACAGAAUAAAGUUAAAAGGUCUCUAUCCAGCCCCAUAGGACUGGGAUUCAGAUGAAAGUGGUAAUUUGCACAACACAUUUUAAGGAUUAUAGAUUAUAGAUUAUCUUACUUGGAAAAAAUCAUUCACUUUAUUAACGUGUCUAAAUGUCAAUUUUAAAUUAAAUGUUUCUCUCACUUCUUUAUGUUGUUGUGAUCUUACUGUACAUGUUUGCAUUAUAUGCACUGUAAACAUACAAAUACAGAGUUGCCACUUUUUAGUAUUUUUUGUGAUCAUAUGCCAACACUGAGGAAGCAUCUGAAUGUGACUACGACAAGUGUGAGUGUGCCUCCCUCUCUGUCUCUUUCUCUGUAUUAUGUUGCAACAGUGUUCCCUCUUUUUGAUAAAAUUAUUUAUUGACUGAAUAUAUUCAAAUAUUAUAAAAGAGCCAAUGCCCUCAUACCCUGGUGGAGGUGAGAGUUGGGACUUUUUAGUGUCAAACCAACUGCUGAAUAAAUGUCUGUAAAGUAGAAUGAGGAAAGGUGGGAAGCCCCCAUGAAAUUUGACUUCUGAAGAGAGAGUUCCCUUUGUUGUUCAAGCACUGAACUAUACUAUAACAGCGUAAAAUUAUGUCUGGAGAUGUAUCAUCACCUUAAGGCAAUGGAACAGGAAUACGCUAAUCAUAUUUGUAUAUACAGUAACCUGAGUUUGUGUUUUGGGUUAAAUAUAUAUGAAAGUAAUAAAAUGUAUCAAUUUAAAGAUAAAGGGGUUGGGUAUCAGUAAUCUUUGAUUUUCUUCUUCUAUGUAUAUACUGUACCAUAGUAUACUUUUCAAGAACUUAUAAAUAAACUUCUUGACUUAUAUGUCUGGUAUCUUCA